GCAAAGAAGAAACAGAUGGAGGAGGAACUCCAAAGGUGGAAGAAAGAACAGGAGGAGAAGUUGGCGGCAGUAGAAGAAGAAGAAGAAGAAGAAGUGGAGGUUCCCCUAAAGAGGAAUGUGAGGACUGGAGAGGGGGGGAUCUAGUGGGGCGCGUGAGAGAGGCAAAGAUGGAGAAGCUGGUGCCUGAGUGGGUGCCAAAUCUAGCCCUGGGGGAAGAGGAGGAAGCUAUGUUGUUUGUCCCUCAAGUAGACAGGGCGGCGGUCGUAACAGAUUUGCAAGCGGAGGAGGACCCCUUGCGCCGUCAUGCCAAGGACGAGGAGAAGAGAUUGGAGUGGAAGUUGCGCCUUGCAAGGGAGAGAACAAGGCGGGUGGAGGCAGCAGACAAUGUGGAGAAAGAGUUGAGGGUUGUCGAAGAGCAACAGGGGCAACUGGCAACGCAAGUAGAUUUGCAGAGGAAGAUAGAGCUCAUGUCCCAGAAUAUGGAUGUAAUGUUGAGGGCCCAGCAAGAGCAGCUGCACUAUUUGAGAGGCCAUGAUAUCGCUUUGCAAUCCAUGCGCAUGGGAUUUAAAGACUUCGCACGAGAGAUGAUGAUGCGUGUGGGCACAAAAAUGCGCGCUGCAUUAGAAAAUACCAUACUUGCGGCGCACUUAAGUGACGUCGGAGAUCCGCUGUGCAUCCCCAAUAGUGUAGAGAUCCGGAGUCUGAUCUUAGGGGAAUACCACGAUACAGAAGGACACUUCGGUUGGCAAAAGACGUUAGCCAACCUGACACGUGCCUACACGUGGCCUGGCAUGAAAGCUGACUGCAUAGUGUAUGUUCGUAGUUGUAAGCAUGAGAGGGAAAUCGCGAGGGUUACAAAGAAUCUGAGAAAAGAUCAGCACAAGAUGAUAGAGCAGGCUAAUAAGCAUCAUCGGCCAUCACAGUUCCAGGAACUCCAAGAGGUGUAUUCUGCAAUUGAGGAGGCAAAAGCAGACAUUGUUGGCCUCUGGGCCUUGCAGUAUCUGCAGGACAAGGGUGUGAUUCCCACCUCUCUGGAGCGUUCCAUGUACGUCACGUUUUUGGCAGGUUGCUUCCGCUCUGUCAGAUUUGGACUGACCGAGGCCCACGGGAAAGGGCAGGCAGUGCAAUUCAAUUAUCUGCUGCAGAAGGGUGGGUUUGUGCAGAAUCCUGAUGGAAAGUUUGCAGUUGACUUCUCCAAGAUAAGGGGAGCUGUUGAAUCGCUUGGAAGAGAGAUCCUUGUUGCGCAGGCAGAAGGUAACAAGGCGGCUUCUAAGCGCUUGCUCGAUGAGUAUGGGGUCCUUACCCCUGCAUUGGAGCAUGCCUUGGCUGCCUUGAAGAACAUAGAUGUCCCUGUGGAUAUUGCCCCCUCUUUCACGUCCGAUUUCAUUGAAGAGUUUACUGCAGUAAUGUGAGAAAUACGAGAAAACUUAGAAAAGGGAGAAAAGUAAUUUUUGGACAGGUAGCCCCAUGCAUAGCCCCCUCUACGUCAUCUGGAUCAUCGAUGAUGACAGGGUUGAGGGGGUGCCUGGUGAAGCACGAAUGUGCUGCACGACUGUUAUGAAGAGGAGGCCGUAAGAUCGAUUCGGUGCUUGCGCAGUGACAAGACUAGCAAAGCCCGGCAGUUCCAGGUCUCUUCGUACUCCUGUCUCAGAUCUGAGGUGGAUAUGGCUGCAGGCUGCCCGGUGAAGGAUGCGGAGAUGCUUUGCACAACUUUCAUGAGAAGGAGGCCACAACAGCGAUCAUCCUUUGGGCAAUUUUGCACUUGGACAAUGACAAGACUAGCAAGCCCGCAUUAUACUCCUUUUUUUGAACUAUGGUUGGUCUGGCUGUCUGCCAACUGGAUGCUCGUGUGGGGUGCAGUGCAGAGGAUACACACAGCCGUUGUUUUUUUUUGUUUUUUUUUCAGUUGGUCCAGUCCUGAUGGAACAGUCUGGCCUUCUCUGAAACCACCACUACCUCUGUCACUCUUGGGAAAGAUAAGAAAAAUGGCUGUAUUCCCACUUUUUCCGAACUUUUCAGGGGUUGGACGAGGCUCGGCAGUUGGGCCUUGAGGGCCCCUUCGAAAAACAAAAAGAAAAACAAAAGAUCAUGUCGGGGAAGGCCGUGCACCAAGUUGUACUCACACCAAAACUCACACGUUCGUAUCUAACCGCUAUAGUGGCCAGUUUCAGGUUUUCAUUGUUUGUGUUUUUUUGUUUUCGUUUCUUGUUUUGUUUUGGUGCCCCGCCAAGGAGGCACGGCGCAGUCCACGGGCUGCUGACACUUUGUGGAGGAGGGCAUGCCCACAGUAUUACUUCGCAGAAUGUAUGAACCCGCUUUCUCGCCCUAAGUUCAGUUUCAUUUUUUUUUUCCCUCUUCCUUUUUUCGUGGAACUGACACCCUUGCCGUAACGCCCUCACUGAGGGCAUACUCACACAACAACUUUGGGCUAGGUAUCUACCAGGCAUCACGUCCAAAGGGGUGUUUGCUUUUUUUCUUUUAUUUUUUUUUGGCUGCGAGUGGGUCGUGUUUUGAAAGUCUGGCCGUGCAUUUUUUUUUUUUUGCCAGAAAAAAAAAAAACAAAAGGAACUCAGGCUCGGCAAAACUCGGUGCGCAGUGAAAUCAGGGUCGGCAAAAACAGGCUAGGAGGUAGUGGUGGUUUAAGUUUGCAGGUGCUUCUCAUACGCCCAGAUUUUGUUCGAUCCAGUUUUAAUUGAACUGUCUCAUCUUCUCGAGCUAACAGGGUCUCAAUCCGUGAUUUGGAUGUGACCUUGGGUCAAAUUGGAGGGCUGGAGCUUUCCGCAGUGCAAGCCACCUCGGGAGUUCCUCCCCUCCCUUCGUAUUGCUUUGAUGUGAUGUGCUUUCUUGUGAAUAACAAUAGAAGGUGGUUUUUGUUGUUGUUGUUGUUCCCAAAGGAAAAAAGAUGAGCUUUCCAUGAGUCUAAAGCGUUCAUGUUUUUUGAAGAGUGCAAGCUUGUCUCACAGAGAAACAACGGAACAAUCUGCAGAUCUGAAGGCCUCUGCUGUGUGUACAACUUCAGAAAUGUCACGGACGAAUGUUGUCAGAGUUCGAUGUGUAUCAGGUAGAUGUUGUCAUGUGUGAUGCCUCGAGAAUAGCUAGGUAGGCAUUGUUAAAUAGACGUAUAUGUACAUGUAUAUAAUGCCGCUUGAAUGGGGGAACUGCUGGUGUGCUCCAAGCGCUAGCAAUCGGACUU
Chara braunii is the source of this 3193-nucleotide messenger RNA. The record is from the annotation of a GenBank genome assembly. Lineage: Eukaryota; Viridiplantae; Streptophyta; Charophyceae; Charales; Characeae.